Molecule: messenger RNA, 882 nt
Organism: Hipposideros armiger (great roundleaf bat)
Lineage: Eukaryota; Metazoa; Chordata; Mammalia; Chiroptera; Hipposideridae
Product: binder of sperm protein homolog 1-like
Exons: 5
Coding region: 72-482 (136 amino acids)
Biological process (GO): sperm capacitation
Cellular component (GO): cell surface
Molecular function (GO): heparin binding
Source: RefSeq, a predicted model, not a curated record
AGGAAGGAGAUAGUGGCUGUGGCUUUAAAACCCUGAGAGGGGCUGGUAACCCGCCAGUCCCUGGGAGGAGCAUGGCCCUGUACGUGGGGCUCCUGUUGGUUUGGGCCUGCUGGCAUCUCAGUGCAGCCAGUCAUCUGCUGUUCCUGGAAGAAGAUGUUUCUAUACCAACUGUAGAAUCUAUGAAUUACUUUCCAGAAGUCAAAGAUGGCAAGUGUUUCUUUCCAUUCUACUAUAAAAACCAAGUGUUCUAUGACUGCAUCAAGUUCAAGGCAAAACACAAGUGGUGCUCGUUAAAUGAUACUUACGAAGGAUAUUGGAAGUAUUGCUCUGAAGAAGACCUCGCAAAAUGUGUGUUUCCCUUCUGGUACAGACGCAUGAUCUACUGGGAAUGUACUGAUGAUUCGGACGGGUUUGGGAAAAAAUGGUGUUCACUGACCCAGGAUUAUAACAAGGAAAAGGUCUGGAAAUAUUGCGAUCUGUAGUGAGAUUUAUUAGGGGAGGGGAUGAAGAGGUUGACUUGUUCUCCUGGGAAAGAAUCUAUAAUUUUUGUUGGGAAAGGAGGAGGUAAGACCCUCAUUAAAAGGGUGUUUUUUAUUUUUUUUUCCUGAGACGUGAGUUGAAGGUGUUCUGGCUAUUAAUAACUUGGGGUUUUGAUUAUGGGUUCUGGGGUUUUGAUCUAGAAAUCUAUAUUCUAGCCUCAGCACUUUUACUUGCUGUGUAAAAUUAGGCCCUUUACAAAGGAUUAUAUGGACUUUGAAUGAUAAUGAGGUGUCAAUGUAGGUUCUUCGAUUGUAAUAAAUGUCCGAGUCUGGUGGGGGACGUUGGUUAUAGGGGAGGCUGUGCAUGUGUGGUGGUGGUGAGAAGGGGGUACAUAGGAACUCU